Molecule: messenger RNA, 843 nt
Organism: Plasmodium gonderi
Lineage: Eukaryota; Apicomplexa; Aconoidasida; Haemosporida; Plasmodiidae
Exons: 3
Coding region: 1-843 (280 amino acids)
Source: RefSeq, a predicted model, not a curated record
AUGUUGCGAUUAAAUAAUGCAAGACUUUUUUUCAAAAGUAAAAUUCGAUUAAGUGGUGGCAAGCAACACCCCAAAUGGGUUGUAAAGGAUAAAGAGAAAUAUAAUAUAUAUACCUAUGAUAAUUCAUACUAUGGAGAAAACUUCAGAUAUAACAAUUUUAUAUUACAUUUAAGAUCAUACAAAUACUAUAUUGACUAUAUAGUAGAAAAUGUGUACAGAUCUGUUAAAAAUUGUGGGAAAUGUUUCUUUAAUCCUAUAAAAAAUAUUAUAUUAAAACAUAAUCCAGAUGUCCGUUAUCAGUUAGUAGCCCUUAUGGCCUUUUUGGGAACAACGUCAGCCAUAACAUGUUACCACAAUUACACCUACCAAAAUAUUAUUGAUGUAACAAAUAUGUUAGAGUUAGGAGUGGUAGAUGAUAUGAAAGACAAUAACUUUUUUGACACGCAAAGUGAAAUUCAGAACAAAAACAUAGAUGAUUAUAGUAAGGAUUAUGAGAGAUUAUCAGACUUAUGGAAAAGGGCACUCGAAGACGCAACACAGAAGAAUAGCUUCGAUAAAUUAUGCAGUUAUUUGGCUAUAAAAGAUGAUGAACCCAUAGUUACCUUUAAGCCCAAGCAUAUCUGGAGAUAUAACAUGAUUCCCUAUGGAGAAAAUAACCCAGACACAAAGACAUUUGCAAUUCCAUCGUAUGAAAAACCAUUUAGAUCGUUUGCAUUAAAUUUCACAUAUAAUAAUUUGUCAGGAAAUUGGGGAGAUUACAUUGACAGACGGGAUAAUAAGGGUUCUUUACUAAGACCAUCAAGAUACAUGUUCACUGAUGUAAUAAUACCAGCAACAAAAUAA